Plasmodium malariae is the source of this 240-nucleotide messenger RNA. Its product is annotated as conserved Plasmodium protein, unknown function. Lineage: Eukaryota; Apicomplexa; Aconoidasida; Haemosporida; Plasmodiidae. The transcript is spliced from 4 exons. The record is from RefSeq and is a predicted model, not a curated record. The coding region runs from base 1 to 240 and encodes 79 amino acids.
AUGGAGGGGCCAAGGAGUUUGAAAAAGGUAAACGUUUACAAGCGUUUGCCAUAUUUGUACGUAGGAAUGUUUUUCAUCGGAGGUUUGCUUGAAGUAGUUUUUUGUUCCACGAAUUUUUAUCAAAUUUAUAACAUUGGAGAAAGUGAAAAAGAAUUAGAAGAUAAUGUUACAGAGCUUGUGAAAAGAUAUGAACUUAGACAGAAAAUUAAAGAAAAAGCUACACAAAUUUCAGAAGAAUAA